Messenger RNA from Callorhinchus milii (elephant shark), 1840 nucleotides. RefSeq names its product macrophage immunometabolism regulator (gene macir). The coding region runs from base 91 to 714 and encodes 207 amino acids. Lineage: Eukaryota; Metazoa; Chordata; Chondrichthyes; Chimaeriformes; Callorhinchidae. Gene Ontology annotation, biological process: negative regulation of cytokine production involved in inflammatory response; negative regulation of fibroblast migration. The record is from RefSeq and is a predicted model, not a curated record. The transcript has 2 exons.
CUGUGUGCUCAGUGUUCAUCACAAGCCUCUGGUCACUGCCAGGGUUGGGUUUAGAAGGAUUCAGGCAAAAUCAGAGCUGACGUUUGGGGAAUGGAAGUGGAUCUCGGAGGGAUUUCCAGGGCAGCUAUGUCUGUCCUUUCAGCGCCUGCUGUGGAUCUGAAUUCUGCUGGCAAAUCUGAGCCUGAGAGGCCUCGCAGCUCCAGCACUCCCUGCUCGCCCAUCAAACGCACUGUGUCCGGCUAUCAGAUCCUUCACAUGGACACCAACUUCUUAGUUGGUUUUGCUACAGGUGAAGAGCUUUUAAAGUUGGCUCAAAGGUGGUCAGGUAGUGAGGGAAGUGUAGCAGAGGCUCUGCCCAGCCAACAUCCCAAGCAGCGGGAGGUGGGAUUGACACGAAGUUCCCGAGUAUACAGAACCAAGAAUCAAUACUAUCAGCCGUACGAGAUCCCAGCCGCGAAUGGGAGAAGGCGACGAAGGAUGCCAAGUUCAGGAGAGAGAACCGUCAAGUCAUUGUCCUUCGAACCCAGCAGAUGUCUGCGGGGCCCUUUGCCACUUUGUCUCAUUAAGGGUAAGAGGGCCCAGUCAAAAUCCUUGGAUUACCUAAACCUGGAUAAAAUGAACAUCAAGGAACCUGCAGACACAGAAGUGCUACAGUACCAGCUACAACAUCUCACGCUCCGAGGGGAACGUGUGUUCAGUAGAAAUAAAACCUGAAAUAAAAAAGCAUCCGGUGCUUUUAUCCAAGCGGUAUAAGGAGCAACACUGGAUCUGCAAGAAUCAGUGGGAUAUUUGCCCGCUUUUCAUUGUGAUUGAUGGAGUCAACGAACUGGAUAAUUUGACAGUAGAUAUUUAAACUUCUCUGAUGGAAUAUUGAUUCUAUACAAACUGCACCAGGUUGCAAAAGCAGUGCCCUUUCUGAUAGGAUUAAUGUGGAUUAGAUAGUGUAGGCGGAUUAUUUUACAUUCCAGAAAGAAUAGAAGCUCCAAUGUUACUGGUAACUGGUAAAUGUGGCAAAUGGUCUUCACUGUUGUAGUUAUGGCAGGUGUAAUACAAAAUGGCUGAAGUAUUGCUAGCCCUUGUCUUGUAGCAAUAAUAAUGUACUCAUCAAAAUCCUCUUUAGGACACUUUCAUUUCACUUUCAAUUGUUUAAUUUAAGAAUUAAUAUAUAAGUAAUACCAAUGUUUCCUAUAAUCGGCAAACAUUUAAAAUACUGUAUGUGUCCAUACAUAGUUCCUGAGACCUGUAUUUAUUCACCAAUUAAGUAAUCUUUAGCUGUUCGGGCAUCAGUAAAUGCCAAAAGCUCAUUUUAAACUGACGCCAUAGUUUGUAGUUAUAUGAAGACUUUGUUUACACUUGAAACUUGAACUAUUAAACCAUUUGAAAUAUAUCAGAAGACAGCUAUUUGAACUUGUUCCCACUAAUUUGCUGCCACAAACAGAUUUUUGACUGGAAAUCCUAAAGAUUUUUUGGAGAACAACAAUACUAAAUGUGCUUCAACUUUCAGUAAAUUUCAGCAAAGCUGACUACGUGAACUAGUCCAUUCCUGAUGUUUCAUAAACCUGGAUUUUCCAACAUCAGUGAAAUACAUAUACAAAUGAAAAUGAUUGACAUUUGUAGAAUGGGAGGAUGACAGCCAAAAGUAACUUGAAGCCUACCAGGUCAAAGUCAGCCUGUGUCAGUAUGUGUGUGUGAAUGAGUAACUAAAGAUCAACAAUUUUUUGGCAGUAUGUUUUAGCUUUUGAAUGUUAUGAAACGUUUCUUCUUAAUACAGGUACAGUAUAUAUAAUAUUUGUAACUAACUUAAGGAAGUACCAGCAUUAAACAAAUUUCUCACUGGUUU